Molecule: messenger RNA, 2673 nt
Organism: Sorghum bicolor (sorghum)
Lineage: Eukaryota; Viridiplantae; Streptophyta; Magnoliopsida; Poales; Poaceae
Exons: 12
Coding region: 25-1707 (560 amino acids)
Source: RefSeq, a predicted model, not a curated record
GCAUCUUCUCCACUCCCGGCCGCAAUGGAGAAGACCACACCAAGGCUGUCAUCGCCACCACCUCCGCAGCGGCCGUUCACCAGGAGCUCGACGUCGCCGCCGCCACCGCGGAGGCCGUCCACCACGAGGUUGCCGACUCCUCUGUCCUCACCGUCUCCUCCGUCCAUGAGAUCCCCAUCUCCUACGUCCAGGUCCAGCAAGAGGAAAAUGGGAGAUAUUUGGCAAGUACUUAUUGAUUUCUCAGGGGCCCCCAAGGACCAGAGUCGUGCCAUAUUGGACAUUGACCGUGCUAGAGUCACCUUUGCCAACUUAUUAAAGUUCAAAGUUAAGAUGGGUUAUUCUUCGAGGGACUUCAUGUACUAUUUCAAGAGAUGUGGGAACGAUAGUGCUUUGCUGCUGCCUAUAAAUUACGAAGAAGAUGCAUUAGCAAUGAUAGAAGAUUGUUUAGAAGAAAAGAUAGUUAGGUUAGCAGUUUCAACAACUCAGCAAGAUCGAGAAGGACAAUAUUCAAUUACACCCAUUAAGCAACGUAGUACACAUGAGAAAGUUAGUGGAAAUGGAAUUCAGGAUAAAAACAUUGAUGCAUACAAGGUGUGGCUUCAGAAGCUGCCACAGGAUGAAAACAAUCCAGAAUUUAAGGAUGACACCCGGCUGAAUACUGUUGCAACAUAUAGAGAACGGUUGAGGCAGGAAGGGCUUCUUCAAGAUAUUCAUGCAUUUUUAGAUGAUGAAACCAUUGAAGAAGAUGGAAGUGGUGACAACAGCGUAACACCAAUGCAGUUUCCAUCUCAUGCUCGCAGGCCAAAGGCCUCUCAGAAAGGGGUUGGCGACAAGAGAAAGAUUGGGCGUGGAACCGUUAAAGGUUUAUCGGUCGAUGCUAAGAGAUUUAAACUUGGUAGUCAUAAACUUAGUAUAGAUUUCUCAUCCACGCAAGGCGGCCCUAUAGGAGAAAACUAUCGCGCGUUUAUUGAUGAAAUAGUAAAGUUUACAAGGAAAAGGACUCCACUUAUUGGAGUUCAAAAGUGGGGAGAUGUAGAUCAGAAUGUUAAAGAUAAAAUAGCACGAGAUAUAAUUGUUAGGUGGAACAUUGAAAAUAAUGAUGUUGAGAAGGCUAGGAUAUGGAAGAUUGCAAAGGAACGUUACAGAGGAUGGCGAGCUCAAUUGAGUUCCACAUACAAGGCAUACAAUAGUUACCAUCAAAGAAUGAGACAUAAGCCAGAAGAUUUGGACAUUGUCGAGUGGCACUACUUGGUGUUAUAUUUUGGAAGUGACAAAUUUCAGCGAAUAAGCAACACAAACUCUAGCAAUUCUCAGCAUCGACAGACACUACAUCUUACAGAAUCAAAACCUUUUUCACAAGUUAGUUAUGAGCAGAGAAACCUAGAGACUGGUGAUGAGCCAGAUGAUUUGGCACUUUGGAGGAGUACACGCAGCAAGGAAGGUCGAUGGUCUUCUGAUGCUGCUAAGGAAAUAUAUGAAAGCACCUUCUCCAAAAUUGUAGAGAGAAUUGAGUUGGACGCUUCUGUGAUUUCAAAGGAACAAGAAAGGCACAUUCUUCGUGAAACCUACAAGGAAACAACUGGAUGCAAGAGCAGGAAAGGUCCUGGACAUGGAUACUUGGCAAAGUAUCCGACCCGAAGCCAACUGAUGAAUGAACGAAUUGAAGAGCAAGCUCGUGCACCUGCAUUAGCAGCAGCAGCCCAAUAGAAGAAUACUGAGAUGCAAGCUGAGGUACAUAAGUUAAAAGAACAGCUUUCCGUUGAAGCCGCAGAGAGGGAGAAAGACAAGGAAAAAAUUCAACAGCUAGAACAACAACUGGAGAGUACAGGCAACAAGAUUAGAGAAGAACUAAGGCAAGAGUUUUUUUUUGCUAAUCAAACAACACAAUCAAGCACCGCCUUUGAAUGCUGCACCAACCACUACAGCCGCUCAGCCUGAAGAAACAGCCCCUCAGCCUGAAGAAAUAGCCCCUCAGCCUAAAGAAUUCACUACCAGUACUACUACUAGUAUUUAUAAUAAAGUUGGUGAAAAUGAAGUUGCAGAUUUGGGGUAUUAUCUUUUGAUAAAUGGAACCUGCAAUGUAAUGGAUACAUACAUUUAAUCUUGAGGUCAUGUGUGCAUCUUUUUUUUUCAAUAUGAAGGCUGGUACAGAAACUACCCUGGCCACACAUAAUGAACCUUCUAAUGGACCUACUGUUGUUCCCACCCCCAGCCAAGGACCAGAACAUGUGCAACAGACCGAAGCAGUCUCAGUGUAUUAUUGACCAAACAAAUGAGAAUCCCACCAUGUCGCCUAACUCGCAGCAAUGGCAACAUAUCACUUUUCACAAAUGACAAAGGCAGUAGUGAGUCAGUGAGAUUUAUUACAUCACAAACAUUGAGGAAUAGUGCUGCAAAUAAAAAGCGAGAUACAAGAAAGAAAGGAGGAAAGGACAAUCAACCUUGAGGGAGUCUUGGCAAGCUGAAUUGAAUCAAAUAUUGUGCAACGAGAAAGAUGUCAUGUUCACCUAUGCUAAGAGACAUGUAUUUUUGUUUAUGAUUGCCUUUUUCUAACAUAAGUUAGUGGUUUGUAAUGCAGUUUGAACUUUGCAAUUAUCUUCUUUGAAGUAGGAAGGCCUUUGACUUCCUUAUAUUGUACAAACUAUUGAAUGAUGAUGAUCCAAGUUAUUAAUA